Molecule: messenger RNA, 552 nt
Organism: Saccharomyces kudriavzevii IFO 1802
Lineage: Eukaryota; Fungi; Ascomycota; Saccharomycetes; Saccharomycetales; Saccharomycetaceae
Gene: MRPL32
Product: mitochondrial 54S ribosomal protein bL32m
Exons: 1
Coding region: 1-552 (183 amino acids)
Biological process (GO): translation
Cellular component (GO): mitochondrial large ribosomal subunit
Molecular function (GO): structural constituent of ribosome
Source: RefSeq, a predicted model, not a curated record
AUGAACUCUUUGAUCUUUGGUAAGCACUUGGCAGUCCAAAAAAUUAUUUCUGCUAAUUUAAUUGGGUGGUUAACACCAUUGGUAAACCCUUCACUUGUGGCUCCAGGCCAAAAACAGCUAGGAUAUAUGCAUGAAUGGUUGAAAAAAAGGCUACUAGGAGAUCAUGAAGGUGCUAAAGAAAAGGAUUUUUUCUCUAAUAAUGGUAUAUUACUGGCAGUUCCUAAAAAAAAGGUAUCUCAUCAAAAGAAGAGACAAAAGCUUUAUGGCCCAGGCAAGAAGCAAUUGAAGAUGAUUCACCAUUUGAAUAAAUGUCCAUCAUGUGGCCACUAUAAGAGAGCUAACACGCUCUGCAUGUAUUGUGUUGGGCAAAUACGUCAUAUAUGGAAGGCACAUACCGCUAAGGAAGAAAUAAAUCCAAAACAGGAGAAAGAACUCUCAGAAUUGGACCAAAGGGUCUUAUACCCUGGUAAAAGAGAUACUAAAUAUACCAAGGACUUGAAAGAUAAAGAUAAAUACUUAGAACGCCGUAUUCGAACUUUAAAGAAGGAGUAG